AUGUUGGCGCAGAGUAGUCUGCAACAAUUCAAUGCCGGGGAGUGGAACAGCCGAAAGCGCCCCCCCCCCCUCCCCCGGGGGGAUCUCGUAGCCUCCAUCGGCGCCAUGGAGCCGCCGCGUUCGCCUGCUCGCUUCACCGACCUGCUGAUGAUGCUGGACAUGGGCAGGGGCCGCCUCAAGGAGGCGGUGGAGGCGCUGAGGGUGGAAGAUGCCGGCAUGCUACAGGGUCUCGGGGCACUACAUGUUGCUGCCGGCAGAGAGCGGCUGGAGGUGUGCAAGUACUUGGUUGAGGAGCUGCAGGUUGAUGUCGAUGGUGUCGACAAGGGAGGAGAUCGUGAAACUGUUAAACUAUUGCUUGCUAAAGGAGCCUAUAUCGACCCAGUAGCUUUUUGUGGGACACCACUUCAUUGUGCUGCUGCUAACGGGGAUGCGGACAUUAUGAAGAUUUUAUUGGACCACAAUGCGGAUUGCAACAAACUGGUAAAUGGUCAAACACCUCUUAUUGCAGCUGUAGGUGGUGCCUCAAUGAACUGUAUGCUUCUCUUGCUUAAGGCCGGUGCUGAUCACAAGGCAGCUUUAACCCAUUCUUUAAAGAAUCUCCAUUCUGAAAAACUUGUUUCAACUGACUUUGUCAAUUGCUUGAUGGAGGACAUUUCUGCCAGCCAUUUUCCUGAUGAUGAUGAGCCUAUGUCAAAAAGGAAAAUCAGAGCUGCAGGGUUUAAGAAAAUUGCGAAUGUUGCUUUCAAGACGGAGCAAUAUCUUUGUGCGGCAAAAUGCUACACUAUGGCAAUAAGGUUUGAUCCCAACAAUGCAACAUUGUACUCAAACAGGAGCCUUUGUUGGCUUCGCAUGGGCGAGGGAGACAAGGCUUUGUGGGAUGCUAACCAAUGCAGAAAAUUGCUGCUUGACUGCCCAAAAGCCUUUUACCGGCAGGGUGCAGCUCUGAUGCUGCUGAAGGAUUACAAAGGUGCAAGCGAGCAUUUCUUGGAUGGACUCAAGUUGGACCCCGCCAACACUGAGAUGGAGGACGCAUUACGGAAAGCUUAUGAUGCCAUGAAAGAUGUCUCGAAGCACCAAGGCUGAGUAACUGCUCGAGUGUUGCAGACUUGCAAGGAGAGGCCGGAGUGCUGGAUCUGGUCUCUAGUCGAGUUGUCGUUGAACUUUUCACCUUUUGAGCUACCUGUCGUUGAGCGUCUCACCUUUUGCUUAAAGA
Messenger RNA from Triticum aestivum (bread wheat), 1213 nucleotides. Its product is annotated as tetratricopeptide repeat protein 12-like. The coding region runs from base 1 to 1083 and encodes 360 amino acids. NCBI's taxonomy places the organism in Eukaryota, Viridiplantae, Streptophyta, Magnoliopsida, Poales, Poaceae. The record is from RefSeq and is a predicted model, not a curated record. Gene Ontology annotation, molecular function: protein binding. The transcript has 10 exons.